AUGCGUCUUUCAUCGGCUUGCCUAGGUCUUCCAUCUUCGAUUCUCUUAUUACUUAUUUCGCAGACGGAUUCUGUACAAGCUAUUCAAGAUAAUCGAUUCUUGACCCAUUGGCCUCGCGAUCUUACGGCACAUUUCAAAGAUUGGGUUUAUGGAUCCCCGAGUUGGAGACAAGAUGAAGAACUUGAGAAGGAUGAUAUAUUGACUUCUAAAACUCCGAUUGGAACUCUGAAAAUGAGUGAAGAUGAGGGAGAGAAAUUCUUUAUGGAAUAUUGGCAAUUUGAGGGAGAGGAUACUCAAUCAAAUUUGGAUGAGAAGAAUAACUUUUUGAGAAAAAGAGAUUUGAAGGAGAAGGCUAGGUUAUUUGCAAACUCGUCGAUUCCUGUCUCUUUUCGAGCGCCAUUUGCCUUACAUACGGAAGAUCAUUCGGGAUCUUUGAAUUAUGAAGAUAUUCGAGCUCGCAGAAAAGAUUCAGCUGCUAUAUUGGCAAUACUGGAAAAGAGAGAUUUUAAAUGUCCUACGGGAACAUCGAAUUGUUCAUCAAUAGGAUAUCCAAAUAGUUGUUGCGCAACGGAUGAAACUUGUUUCAAAAUCACAGAUACUGGAUUAGGUCCUGUUGGAUGUUGUCCUAGUGGAGGAAAUUGUGGAGGAACCAUUACGAAUUGUGCUUCACCUAACACAGCCUGUGGAGAUGAUGUUGGAGGAGGUUGUUGCAUACCAAAUUAUGUAUGUGCUUCAAUUGGUUGUGUUAUAAAUCCAUCACUUGUAGUAGUUGUUACUACAACCAAAACUUUCACCGUUAUUUCAUCAACUCCAACUAUUACUACCCAAACAACUACGAUUACUAGUACAAGAUCUUCAAGCAUAUCGAGUACAUUCUCCCAAAGUUCGACAUCAACAGCUUCUACAACUACAGUCACAUCAGCUUCAGGAGUUGUUCCCGUUCGACCUACAGGUGAUUCUACAACCACAACGACGACGGUGUCAUCAACUAUCACUGGAGAUACGUGUCCAACAGGAUUCUAUGCCUGUUCAGCUCAUUAUCAAGGAGGGUGUUGUAGAACAGGUAGAAAUUGUGAUACAACAUCAUGUCCAGCUACGUCAUCAACAACAAUAAUUAGCGAUGGGAUCACAGUAGCAGUUCCAGUUGGAUCGGCAGCAACAUUAACAUCAGCAACAGGAACUUGUGCAACAGGCUGGAGUACUUGUGCGGCUAGUUUGGGUGGUGAUUGUUGUCCUAGUGGUUGGGCUUGUGGAACGGCAAGUUGUGAGAUUGUACAGACGCAGGCUAGUGCUACGAUUACGGAAGUGCGUCAGAAAGAGAUUCCUGGGGUGGGUGAGAGAGUUAGGGGAAGAGGAGGAAUGGUGGGGGUUUUUGGGUUGAUGAUUGGGUGGUUGAUUUUAUGA
Sclerotinia sclerotiorum 1980 UF-70 is the source of this 1404-nucleotide messenger RNA. RefSeq lists its product as hypothetical. Lineage: Eukaryota; Fungi; Ascomycota; Leotiomycetes; Helotiales; Sclerotiniaceae. The record is from RefSeq and is a predicted model, not a curated record. The coding region runs from base 1 to 1404 and encodes 467 amino acids. The transcript has a single exon.